This is a messenger RNA of Malaya genurostris, 2520 nucleotides long. It is a transcript of the gene Etf-QO, whose product is annotated as electron transfer flavoprotein-ubiquinone oxidoreductase, mitochondrial. Gene Ontology annotation, biological process: electron transport chain. The transcript is spliced from 4 exons. NCBI's taxonomy places the organism in Eukaryota, Metazoa, Arthropoda, Insecta, Diptera, Culicidae. Gene Ontology annotation, molecular function: iron-sulfur cluster binding; electron-transferring-flavoprotein dehydrogenase activity. Bases 461 to 2278 code for a protein of 605 amino acids. The record is from RefSeq and is a predicted model, not a curated record. Gene Ontology annotation, cellular component: mitochondrial inner membrane.
UGCCAGCAAGACAUACUUCUGACUGCAGAUUUUUUUUCAGAUUUACAGACCCUGUCUGCAGAUAUUUGAAAUUUUUACCUGGCAUCUCUGCAGCCAGCAGAAGUGUGAACGGGGCAUAAGCAUUUCGAACUUUUUGUAGUCAUUGGGCAUUAGUGUCUCUUUCAAGUGUUUCUUUCUUCAUAUUAAGUGUUGUGAUUAUUGGUUCAUUAAAUAGCUUCCACUAUUAAUUUUGUUUAAUUUUUAUGGUUGAAAUUGUGAAAUUUGAUUUUACUAAUUUGAAUCAAAUUUAUAUUUGGAGAAUUUGAUUCUAGUGUUCCUAUUGUUAGCUUAUUGGGAUCAAAGAUUAUCACCACGUCUGCGAUAUGCAUCAGUUGAUUUAAAAUUUGUUGAUAAUUAUAGAAAAUACAUUUCGAUAACAUCUGUUAUAUAAUUAGCAAGUAAAAGUGAUAAGAGAUUAAUCAUGGCAAAAAAUAUUUUAUUGUUAUCAAAAUAUUCAAGACUUUUGUUAAAUAACCAUCGUUAUUACUCAGAAGCAUCAGCACAAUUUCCGAAUAUCACCACUCAUUACACAGUGAAACCAAGGGAUAAAGAUUCCAGAUGGGCAGAGGUCGAUAUGGAGCGCUUCGCAGAUGAAGCGGAUUUGCUUAUUGUCGGUGGAGGACCAGCGGGAUUUUCAGCGGCGAUUCGGGCCAAGCAAAUAGCUGCUGAAAAAGGCCAAGAACUGCGGGUGUGCUUGGUUGAAAAGUCUUCUGAAGUUGGCGGACAUAUAUUAUCUGGUGCCUGUCUUGAUCCGGUUGCGCUUAACGAACUUAUUCCCGAUUGGAAAGAUAAAGAAGCACCGCUCAAUACUCCAGUGGUUCACGACAAAUUUUCAUGGCUCUCUGAAAGUGGGAAAAUUCCUAUUCCCAUUUUCCCUGGCUGGCCCAUGGAUAACCGUGGAAAUUAUGUUGUACGUUUGGGUCACGUGGUUGCAUGGCUUGGACAACAAGCUGAAGAGUUAGGUGUUGAAAUCUAUCCUGGAACAGCUGCAGCGGAAGUAUUGUUCCAUGAGGAUGGAUCGGUUAAAGGAAUUGCCACCGGAGAUGUUGGAAUAUCAAAGACUGGCGCACCAAAAGACACAUUUGCGCGUGGAAUGGAACUGCAUGCAAAAACAACGAUUUUCGCCGAAGGAUGUCGUGGUCAUCUGUCCAAACAACUGAUGGCCAAGUUUGGACUGAAUGCUGAAAAUGAACCCCAAACGUAUGGCAUCGGCUUGAAAGAAGUCUGGGAAAUCAAGGAGGAAAAUCAUAAACCGGGUUUAGUUGAGCACACCAUAGGUUGGCCGUUGGACAAAAAUACAUAUGGUGGAUCGUUCCUGUAUCAUUUGAAUGAACCGACACCGUUGGUUGCGGUUGGGUUUGUCAUCGGGUUGGAUUAUGUCAAUCCAUACAUCAGUCCAUUCCAGGAAUUUCAACGAUUUAAGACACACCCCAAGGUAAGGGAAGUCUUUGAAGGUGGUAGUCGUAUUGCAUAUGGUGCACGAGCCUUGAACGAGGGAGGAUAUCAAAGCAUUCCAAAGCUUACUUUUCCGGGUGGUUGCUUGGUAGGAUGUGCUGCUGGUUUUAUGAAUGUGCCACGUGUUAAAGGAAGUCACUACGCGAUGAAAAGUGGCAUGUUAGCCGCAGAAAGUGCAUGUGAAGAAAUUUUUUCUGGUAAUACACAGGAAAAAACUGGCUUGGAACCAAAGGAUUACCCAGAACGAAUAAAAGAAUCGUACGUUUGGAAAGACUUGUAUAAAGUACGAAAUGCUAGACCGAGCUUUCACAACGCACUAGGACUGUACGGGGGUGUCGCUUACAGUGGAUUCACAUUGUUGCUCGGCGGUCGCGAACCGUGGACUUUGAACCAUGGGGCACCAGAUCACACUCGUUUGAAACCAGCUAAAGAGUUCAAACCGAUCGAAUACCCAAAACCGGACGGAAAAAUUACCUUUGAUUUACUUUCGUCGGUUGCUCUCACCGGAACUAAUCACGAAGGCGAUCAACCCGCACAUCUUACGUUAAAAGAUGACACGGUACCGGUGAAGAAUAAUUUGGCUAUCUAUGACGGUCCAGAGGCGCGGUUUUGUCCUGCUGGCGUUUAUGAAUUUGUGCCGAACGAUGAAGGUGGUAAUAUGAAACUGCAAAUCAAUGCACAGAAUUGCAUUCAUUGUAAAACAUGCGACAUUAAAGAUGUGACGCAGAAUAUCAACUGGGUUGUUCCGGAAAGUGGUGGUGGUCCGGCAUACAACGGUAUGUGAUUAUAGCAAAAUACUGCAUUUGAAUCAACCGCUGCUCUCCAAGGAUUUGCCAAAGGUGGUAGUAACUAGUUUUUAAAAAUGUGCAAUUGAGGAUGUAUAGAUAGUUUUCUUUCUAAAAGAUUGUAGCAGCAAAGUUAUUAGAUUUAUACAAGAGUGUUUCGUAAAUACUGUAAAAUUUAUUUUUCUUCAUUUAAAAAUAAAAUAACGAAUAUGUAAUAAAAUGAAAAAUAGUAUACCUAACA